Molecule: messenger RNA, 2890 nt
Organism: Danio rerio (zebrafish)
Lineage: Eukaryota; Metazoa; Chordata; Actinopteri; Cypriniformes; Danionidae
Source: RefSeq, a predicted model, not a curated record
GGGGUGCUUCAGGAAUGUGGCUAAAACCAGACUGACUUUUCUUAGACUCAUGUUAUCAGUUACCUCGACAUUUUUAAUGUUGUCUAGUGAGUUUGAGCUUGGCCAUCAACACAACAUGACUGCUGCGAAAAGGGUAUGUACCAAUAUGCACAGAGCACAUUUUCACAGAUGCCAUCAGAGAACAAGCAUAUGAAUUACCAGGCAGCCUGCCAUCUUUGAGUUCAGACAGAAUGGCAUUAAUACCAGAUGAAGAGCCCAAACAACAACAGCACAACAACAUGAAAGCCCAAAACAACUGGGACCAGCUGUGCUAAAUAACCCUAAUCAGGCUCUUAUCACCUCAUCUGGAAAUCAAAGAGCGGCCAGUGUUCUGCAAUGGCCAUUACGACGCUACAAUUGUUUCUGCUAAUGGCCGUUCUGGCCACUGGUGGAUUAUGUCUGAUAAAUGGCACAGAGGAAGCCCAGGAUGCUUUAUAUCCAAACUCUACUACCUCCAAAACCAACGUACACAAGGGUUUCCAGCCCCCCACAAAAAAAGACGCUUCGGUUUUCAAUAUGAAGCAUCCACCCUGUAGGGAUCCCACUUCCAUCAAGCUUUAUUUUAAGUAUAUCAACACAAUCAUUUCCUGCAUCGUGUUUGUGGUGGGAAUAGUGGGUAAUGCCACUUUAUUGAAGAUUAUUUACCAGAAUAAGUGUAUGAGGAACGGACCCAAUGCCCUCAUCGCCAGUCUGGCUCUUGGAGACCUCAUUUACAUCACUAUAGACAUCCCUAUAAAUGUCUACAAGCUGCUGGUCACAAAGUGGCCAUUUGAUGACAGCUCCUUUGGACUCUUCCUGUGCAAACUUGUGCCAUUCCUCCAGAAAGCGUCUGUUGGGAUUACAGUGCUCAAUCUAUGUGCUUUGAGUGUGGACAGGUACAGGGCUGUAGCCUCCUGGAGCAGAGUGCAGGGGGUCGGCGUUCCUCUUCUUACUGCCAUCGAGAUCUUCUCCAUCUGGGUGCUGUCCAUUAUUUUGGCAGUACCUGAGGCAAUGGUCUUCAACAUGAUCACCUUCACCUACAAUAAUCAAACCAUCCGCACAUGCAUGCUCAAGCCUGAAACUGACUUCAUGAAUUUCUAUGUGUACUGGAAAGAUUGGUGGUUAUUUGGCUUCUACUUCUGUGUGCCCCUGGCCUGCACGGCUAUUUUCUACACACUCAUGACCUGUGAAAUGCUGCAUCACAGAGAUGGAAGCCUUCGCAUCGCCCUCAGUGAACACCUUAAGCAGCGGCGUGAAGUGGCUAAAGCCGUCUUCUGUUUAGUGCUGAUCUUUGCUCUCUGCUGGUUCCCUCUGCAUCUCAGCAGACUGCUUAAGAAAAUGGUUUAUGUUCCAAACGAUGAAAGACGUUGUGACCUGCUCAACUUCCUGUUGAUCAUGGAUUAUUUUGGUAUCAACUUGGCGACUGUGAACUCUUGCAUCAACCCCAUCAUUCUCUACUUUGUCAGCAAGAAGUUCAAGAAUUGCUUUAAGUCCUGCUUGUGCUGCUGGUGUUACUCUAACAACCAGGUGUCCAGUUCAGGUCCAGUGAACGGCACUAGCAUUCAGUGCAAAAACCAUGAGCCCGGCAACCUCUACACCGACAGAGUCCGGAAAUACAGCGACUGAGAAGAACGUUCUAAAAAAAUAUGCCUUACAAAACAUUUAUACAAACAUUUAUAUAAGACUAAAAGGCCUUGUGCUUGGCGCAUCAAGCUGUUUUAAUAUAUAUAUAGCUUCAGACCAGACAAUGGACCUGAUAUAUUUAAAGUCUCCCACAACAGCUGUUUCUCAGACUUCGGGAGUGUUGUUUUGCUGUGUGAGAAGUGGUGGGAGUGAAGACCAACAGCAACAGGAUGCAGCUGAACCUAACAGCUACAAAUGAACCCUGAUCAAGGGCUCCACAUGCUUUCCUUGGGUAAAUACUGCACGACCAACACGGUCAGGAUCGUCACUGUCCGAUGAGAAAGGAAGUCAAAAAAAGGAAGAGUGAAGUUUUUUUUUGGUUCCCUCCUGUGAACUUUGCCAAAGAAACUCCCAGCGUUCUGCUGAGGAGGCAGCCAAUCCUUCAUAUUCAGCAUCCGGUUGUUAUUGUUAGCAUAUUCAAAAAUGCAGUUUUUUUUUUUUUUGUUUUUUUUUUUAAACAGGAACCUUUAGGUCACCUCCUGCCUAUAUCUUUGUUUAGUUCUUAAGUGAAUUGUAUUGUGCGCUGGACGUCACCUCUCUUUAGGAAGAAAAUGAAGAUUUGUGUUUGAGUGCUAAAUGAGUUUUUAUGUGUGUGCGUGUGUGUGUGUGUGCAUGUGUGUGUGUGUGUGUGUGUGUGUGUGUGUGUGUGUGUGUGUGUGCGUGUGUAUGAAUAUGUACAAAAUCAAGCAUAAACACAAGACAGCAAAUGUGAAGGGUAGCAGAUGGAUUCUGUUCCAGCAUUAAGGAUUCAAGUGAAACUUUGACCUUGGUGGGACUUAAGAGUAAUUUCUAGGAAUGCAUCCAACUGCAACAAAUGCUGGGUUAUAGUAAAAGAAAAGAAAUAAAGAAAAAAAAAGAGAGCAUAAGGGCACGGGAAAAGGCUUUCUGUAAUCCAAAAAAGUGAUUCAAACAUUGCUUUAUUUUUACACUGUGAAUUUUCUGUGAACAGGACCCAUACAUGCUAUUUACCUUAUACACUUUAAUAUUAUUGAUAUUUAAUGGCCUCAGUAUUUGUAUAUCAUCUGUAUUUUAAGUUGAUUUAUUUUUCUGUAUAUUGUGGUAGAAAAAAUGUAUCUUCGUUCAAAAGCUCAAGGUUAGUGUGUGUUUUUUUUAUUUAUUUAAGUGUUCAGCAGUGACGCAUGAAAGUAAUCAGAAGUUACCCAACAUACAUUUAAAAUGUUAAACUAUG